AGAGAGGGGCCUCGUGAGACAUUUCCGUCAACUGAACCACGCUCGAAUUAUUCGACCGACUGGCAGUGAUUUUUUAGCAAAUUGCAUAUUAAUUAAUAAUAGAAAUUGAAUAAAAACUUUACUUUUUUAAGGUUCCAAUUUCCAGGUGGCUGGAAUUGUCAAGAUGAUACGAAACUUGGCGAAGCGAUGUUCCAUGAUUUAUAAUGGACUUGGUUCAAUUGUCGUCACACCGUCAAUCUUGGCUCCGAGGAUGAUUUCCACAAGUGUUCCUACCCUCAUGCCGUACGAACAUCAGAGAGGGCCCAAAGACUGGCCCAGAUACAACAAGAAAAUCUUUCCCCCACAGGAAAUUGGCGAGAAACCAAGGCCUGCCUACGUUUGUCACAUGAAGUGUGAUAUCAAAUACUCUCCAGACAAGAUGUGGUGGGUGGCAUGUCUCGUUAGAGGGAUGCCCGUGGACGAAGCCGUUAAACAAUUAUGUUACGUCAAAAGGAAAGGGGCAGGUUAUGUGAAACAAGUCAUUCUAGAAGCUCAAGCAUUGGCUGUUCGAGACCAUAAUGUAGAAUUUAAGAGUAAUCUCUGGGUUGCCGAAUCAUUCGCUUCUAAAGGCUACGUCGUGAAAGGGGUUCGUCGUCACGCCAGGAAGAGGUUUGGACUCGUUGAGUAUAAACAUUGUCAUUAUUACGUAAGAUUAGAAGAAGGACCGCCACCAGAAAAUUAUUAUCUUCCUAAUCAACCCGACGGACCAACUCUUCUUCAAAGAUGGAUUGAAGGACGACGACAGUUACGCGUUGCUGGUGCCUUAUAAUAAAUAGAAUAAGGUAGUUCAUUGUUCUCAUUGUUCGUAGCGAUAAGAUAUAUUGUUAUUUAUUAUCAUUGAUGUGCUAGCCAUUGUUAUACAUUGAAAUGUGUAAUUUAUAAUAAAAAUUAUAAUUAUAUACA
This is a messenger RNA of Folsomia candida, 942 nucleotides long. It is a transcript of the gene mRpL22, whose product is annotated as 39S ribosomal protein L22, mitochondrial. The coding region runs from base 164 to 808 and encodes 214 amino acids. Gene Ontology annotation, biological process: ribosome assembly; translation. The transcript has 4 exons. The record is from RefSeq and is a predicted model, not a curated record. Gene Ontology annotation, molecular function: structural constituent of ribosome. NCBI's taxonomy places the organism in Eukaryota, Metazoa, Arthropoda, Collembola, Entomobryomorpha, Isotomidae. Gene Ontology annotation, cellular component: mitochondrial large ribosomal subunit; ribosome.